UUUGACUGUUCGGUUUGUCUGGGGCUGGUUCAAGUGGAACCAAAAACCUCGCGAAGCACCUACCGUACGGUUCCAAUACCCCAACAUCAAAGAAAACUUGGAGCAAACCAACCAUCAAGUCUUUCACACCCAGCUACACGCCAACCUACAAUUAUGGUGCCUACAAUUAUGGUGCAAGCUGCGAUUACGGUGGUGGGACUGGUGGAACCGGAGACUGUGGGUGCGUCGAUUGAUUGAUGCGUCGACUUCGUUUUCGGCGUCUACGAUAGACCCAUCCUGCACCAAAUCGCCCAAGUGUUUGCUCACAAUUGAAAAUGGAUUCAUCAUUGAUUUUUUUAGAUUGCUUUCUAGUUUUGUUGGUGAAUCGUAUGUUACCUUGGCUGGAUAGUCCGCCCUUAGAUACUAGUCGCGUUGUAAGCAUUCAUCUUUCACCAAUUUUUACUAGCUAGCUAGUAGCCAUGGCUGGCUGAGGAGCAGCUUCUUCUGUCAUGGUUUGACUGUUCGGUUUGUCUGGGACUUACAGGAAGUGUGAUCGUCCUGCCUGUCCCUAUUCUGUCGGCAUCAAAGAUUCUUCCUCUCGCACGAAGUACAGACAUGGAAGGAGAAGGCGUGACAGAAAUCCAAACAGGAAAAACUCUCACAAAAUCAAUCUCGGAGCCAACAGAAGCUCCUCCUCUCCACACUGCAGCAGCAAGAUAACAGAAGCACAACAAUUCACAAUGGCGCUCAACGGCUACGUCUUUUGCAUCACUGGGGAGCUAUCCAUGCGUCGAGAAGAGUUCCUUUCCAUUCUCGAGAACGCGGGAGCCGAAACCAAGUCCAGCAUCAGCAGCAAGGUCACGCACCUCAUUUGCAGCGACACAAGCAAUCAAAAGUAUGCCAAAGCCAUAUCCUUGGGAAUUCCCAUUAUCAGCGAACUUGCUACGAUGGCGAUCCUCAGUAGCGGUGGUGCCCAGAAGAAGCGGAGCAGUGAACAAGCCAUGGGAUAUGCUGCUGAGGUGUCGAACAAGAAGAUGCCUCCCGCGGGAGUUGGAGUUUUGUUCGACAUGACGGCCGAUAGCAAUAACAACAAUUCUUCGGGCAACCUGGCCGAUGGUGAAACGGUCCAAGUUCCCAAUAGCAAGGGAAAUGGUUUCUACACCAUCAAGAAUGUAGGAGGUACUUACUCGUGCUCGUGUCCUGCUUGGAAGAACCAAAAGUCGCCCAUCAACGCCCGUACUUGCAAGCGCAUCAAGGCGUUCCGCGGAGAACAGGCGGAACAACAGCGUUUGGGCAGUGUUCCGGUUACUACCACGGCCAGCAAGUCCAAGGCCGGCAAGUCCAAGGCGGCUACCACGGCAGCACCCAAGAGUGGCGGUUUGGUGCAGCCAGGGAAGUGCAUGCUGGCUCAAACCUGGAGCGAUAAUCGCAAUGCGUCCGACUACAUCCUAUCCGAGAAGCUCGAUGGGGUUCGAGCCAUUUGGGAUGGAACGCAGUUGUUGACUCGAAGCGGGAUAGCCAUGGAUGCACCUGCCUAUUUCAUCCAAGGACUUCCCACCAACAUGUCGCUCGAUGGCGAACUCUUUGCUGGUCGAGGUGUCGAGAACUUCAACCUCGCCUCAGGGAUCAUUCGCAGUUCUAAUGGUGGAGACAAGUGGCGGGCACUCGCUUACGUAGUCUUCGAUGCACCCAGCGCCCCGGGAGGAUUCGAGCAACGCUUGGCUACUGCAAAUAAUGCUAUUCUUGGCCACCAGUUCGCCAAGAUCCAUCAACACGCAGUGUGCCGCGACGAGGAACACCUCCAGCAAGAACUUGCUCGUGUCAAGGAGAUGGGUGGAGAAGGAAUCAUGAUGCGCAAGAAAAACAGCGCUUACAAGUUCAGCCGUUCUGUGGACUUGCUCAAGGUCAAGUUCUUUGAAGAUGAUGAAGCUAUUGUCGUUGGAGUCGAAGGAGGGAAAGGUAAGUACGAGGGACAUAUCGGCAAGCUCGUCUGUCGUUUCCGCAACGGCACGGAGUUCUUGGCUGGCACAGGUCUCAAGGACGCAGACCGCGCUCAAAGCAGUGCCUAUUGGAUUGGCAAGGUGGUCACCGUCCAGUAUCAGGAUCUAUUCGAAAAGACAGGCAAACCUCGUUGCCCCAGCAUCAAAGGAAUUCGCACCGACCUUGACGUGUUGGACUUUUCCUCGGCGAUCAUGCAUGCCCUGCUGGACUGA
Messenger RNA from Seminavis robusta, 2192 nucleotides. The record is from the annotation of a GenBank genome assembly. NCBI's taxonomy places the organism in Eukaryota, Bacillariophyta, Bacillariophyceae, Naviculales, Naviculaceae.